GCAUCAUGGACUUUGUCCUAUAGACAGUAGAAAUGAUUAAUCUGUCCAGGGUAGAUUUGAAAAAGAAAGUUGAGACUAGUGGGAUAGAAGUAGGACAGGGUUCAACCCUGCCCACUGACUUUUUGUUUCUUCUUCCACCCCCAACACACAACCAUGCACACACGCAGAGACCUCACGCCACACGACCUUUUCACUUCCUCCCCUAGAUAUGGAUCACAGGCUGCAGAGCUCUAAAGCAUGGAAGGCUGUAGUGAGGAGCAGGAGGAGGGUCUCGGAGUCCUAGCAGCUAUCCUUGAAGACCUUGGUGACAUCAGAAAAAGCAGCUAUGAGUCUUCCCUCUCGGAGGAAGCCAGCACAUCCGAAGAUGAGGAAGAAGAGCUGGAGGAGCAAGGAUCUUGGGAGCAGGACCAGAAGCAACUGAUGGAAUUAGAGCAAGCCUCCCAGGCCCUGCUGACUGAGCUGUCUGUCCUGGAGGCGGAAUGCCAGGUGGAGAGGUCCUGCAGGGAGCAGGCAGAGGUCUACGCUGCCCAGGUGAGCCAGGAGAAUGAGGAGCUGAAGCGCCUGAGUGUUGCGCUCCCCCCCUGCCUGGGCCCUGAGCCUCUGCCCACCACGCCCCAGGAGCAGGGUCCCCCCUCAGAGCCCAGCCUCAGUCAGAACAGCAACACAUCAGAGAUUCAGAGGGAGAGGCUGGAGCGGAGCUCCCUGCAGACUUCCAUGGGGCAGUCUCAAAGAGCCCUGGCAAAAUUGAAGCGGGUGUCCCACCUCGUGCUGCAGGAGUGUGGAGAAGCCUGGCAGCAGCUCCACCUAGAACAAGACCUGCGCCAGCAGGCUGAGAUCUUCGCCCACAAGAUGCUGGUAGAGAAGAAAGAGGCCCACCGACAGAGCGCCAUCCUCCUGCAGAACCACGCCCCCGGGACCCAGCUGUCCGCAGCCCUGGAGGAAGUGGCCGCACUGAGCAGAGCCCUGGAGGAGGCAACAUGUCAGCACAGGGAGCAGGUAGUGUCCUGGGAAGCAUCCCAGGAAGAAGUGGGAUACCUCAAGAUGCAGCUAAAGGAGAUAGAAGAGAAGAAUGCCCAGCUGGAGGCCUUGGUCUGUGCCCUGGAAGAGAGGGUGAAGAAAGCCGAAACCCCAAGCCAGGAACCAGAGGCUCUGCCUCCGGCUCCCCCCACCACCGCCACCCCCACCCCCACCCCCACUGCCUCCGCCCUCUGCUCCUGCAGCAGACCCUCUUCAGGUCAUCCGGCUGAGGCGAGGCCUGAAUCCACAACCAGCCCUGGCAGCCCCCUCCCUGGAAGACAAGAAGGCAAAGGCAAUGCAGGAAAUGAUGGACAGGAUUCGUCAAGGAGUUGUGCUGAGACCGGCUGCCAGAGAGAAGGACCCCAGUCAGGACCGAAGCAAACGUAGGAGUGCUGCGAUAACUGAACUGCAGACCUUGCUGGCUUCCAAAUGCCGGCCCCUGCGCAGGGGCAGCAGGAGAAAGAAGAGCAGCUGGAGGGUCCCCGAUGGCCAGCUAGUGGCCAUCCUGCA
This is a messenger RNA of Phascolarctos cinereus (koala), 1527 nucleotides long. NCBI's taxonomy places the organism in Eukaryota, Metazoa, Chordata, Mammalia, Diprotodontia, Phascolarctidae. The record is from RefSeq and is a predicted model, not a curated record.